Messenger RNA from Rana temporaria (common frog), 8560 nucleotides. It is a transcript of the gene RASAL2, whose product is annotated as RAS protein activator like 2. The transcript is spliced from 18 exons. Gene Ontology annotation, biological process: regulation of GTPase activity. The coding region runs from base 211 to 4461 and encodes 1416 amino acids. NCBI's taxonomy places the organism in Eukaryota, Metazoa, Chordata, Amphibia, Anura, Ranidae. The record is from RefSeq and is a predicted model, not a curated record.
CUUUCACUAUUGACAGCAAACGGCGUGUGUUCAGCACAGGAGAUAGAUGCUUACUUCUUGUGUGUGUGUGUUGCAACUAGUCUCGUGUAGAAAAUCUUUUGAACGAGUUAGAUUACUUCGAACAGUAAAAUGAGCCUUGAUUUUUGACAUUUGGUAUAUUAGUUAUGUGUUAUUGAAAAGGGGUUUGUUACAAGGAACAUACUCUGCAGUAUGGAGAGGAUAAAUCGCAUACGAAAAAGACAGUCGCAUCCUCUUUUGGUUGGACGGUCCAUGUCGGCACCUGUUGAAGUGUACGGCGAAAAUGAGGGUCUACACAACUAUAACUGGCAUCAUCAUGUAAAGACCAAGCGUUCGUUUUUUAGACGUCCCUUUUUUGGAAAGCGUCUUUUAAGAUGGAAGAGUCAGUCUAUUUCCAGACUUCAUGCCAAAGGAAGCUCUAGAGAGCAUCUGCAUCAUCCAGUCCCUAGUCAACACGCGCCUGAAUUCAUCUAUAGAAGUGGUGUUGGCGUUCACCGUGGGGCCGAUGACUUGGGAAGAUCAUAUGAAAUGAAUGAGACUACGGCAUCUGUUGGUGAGCGAGGGAGAAGAGUGACAUUUGAGCGAUCUUCCUCUGAACCUACUGGUCCUACUUCAUGGAGAAGCCAUUAUGGGCAUCCGUCUAUGAAGAGGAUGCACUCGGUGGAUUCGGCACAAAGUGGAUUUUUCAAUAAUGGUUUCAUUUCUGCCAUUUCUAGUGGCUUCUCAAGGAUUAUUAAUUCAAAUAGAGAUAUCCCAGCAUCAAUCGAAGAGGAAGAAGAUGUGAAAGGACCCCCCACUCACAGGCUGUCGUGUGGCCAGUCUCCAUAUACAGAAUGCACAACAUGGGAGAGGAAGUAUUGCAUCCUGACUGAGAGCCAGCUAGUGCUUCUCAACCGCGAGGAUGAGAUGUCUGGGGAAACCGCACAGGACCUACCACCGGAAAGCAGCAAAAGUCGGAGUCUCCGCAGGACUGUGAGUGUCCCUUCAGAGGGGCAGUUUCCAGAAUAUCCCCCAGAAGGUGUCUCCAAACUGGAGGUGCCAGCUGAGAGGUCGCCACGAAGGAGAAGCAUAUCGGGAACCAGCACAUCCGACAAGGCUAGCUCCAUGGACCCUGCCAGUACCUCUCCAUUUAAAGUCUCUGGUUUCUUCAGCAAACGUCUAAAAGGCUCAAUCAAGAGGACAAAGAGUCAAUCAAAGCUGGACAGAAACACAAGCUUUCGCCUCCCAUCGUUGCGUCCUGCAGAGAGUGACAGGUCACGUGGGUUACCUAAACUGAAAGAAUCGCGUUCCCAUGAGUCCUUGCUGAGCCCAGGCAGUGCAGUGGAAGCUCUGGAUUUGGCGACAGAAGAUAAAAUCCUGGUGAAGCCACUACACAGCAGCAUAUUGGGCCAAGACUUUUGUUUUGAGGUCACAUACUCCAGCGGCAGCAAAUGUUUUAGCUGCUCAUCUGUAGCAGAGAGAGAUAAGUGGAUGGAAAAUCUGCGGAGGACUGUCCAACCUAACAAGGACAACUGCCGAAGGGCGGAAAAUGUACUGCGGCUGUGGAUUAUCGAGGCCAAAGACCUGGCCCCCAAAAAGAAGUAUUUUUGCGAGCUCUGCCUGGACGACACACUCUUUGCACGUACCACAAGCAAAACUAAAGCAGACAAUAUCUUUUGGGGAGAGCACUUUGAAUUCUCUGGAUUGCCCCCUAUCCACAAUAUCACUGUGCACAUCUAUAAGGACGUAGAGAAGAAAAAGAAAAAGGAUAAGAACAAUUAUGUGGGACUGGUGAAUAUCCCAAUGGCCAGUGUGACUGGCAGGCAGUUUGUGGAGAAGUGGUACCCUGUAAGCACACCUACCGCUAACAAAGGCAAAACUGGGGGACCUUCGAUACGUAUUAAAUCCCGCUAUCAGACGAUCACUAUCCUGCCUAUGGAGCAGUACAAGGAGUUUGCUGAAUUUAUUACAAUUAAUUACACCAUGCUAUGUUCUGUCCUGGAGCCGGUGAUCAGCGUCCGUAAUAAGGAGGAGAUGGCCUGCGCGCUGGUCCACAUCCUACAAAGCACGGGUAGAGCCAAGGACUUUCUAACUGAUCUGGUGAUGUCAGAGGUAGACAGAUGCGGUGACCACGAUGUCCUAAUCUUCAGGGAAAAUACACUGGCUACAAAAGCCAUUGAAGAAUAUUUGAAGUUAGUUGGGCAAAAAUACCUGCAUGAUGCUCUAGGGGAGUUUAUCAAGGCCCUGUAUGAGUCAGACGAAAAUUGUGAGGUUGAUCCCAGUAAAUGUUCAUCUAACGAACUUUCCGAGCAUCAGAGUAACUUAAAGAUGUGCUGUGAGCUGGCUUUCUGUAAAAUCAUUAAUUCUUACUGUGUUUUCCCCCGGGAGCUGAAGGAGGUGUUUGCUUCUUGGAAACAGCAGUGUAUUAACCGAGGGAAGCAGGAUAUCAGUGAGAGACUGAUCAGUGCCUCCCUCUUCCUCCGAUUCCUGUGUCCAUCGAUCAUGUCUCCUAGUCUCUUUGGCCUCAUGCAGGAAUACCCUGAUGAUCGCACCUCCAGAACUCUAACACUAAUUGCAAAGGUUAUCCAGAAUCUGGCCAACUUUGCGAAAUUUGGUAAUAAGGAAGAAUACAUGGCGUUCAUGAAUGACUUUUUGGAGCAUGAGUGGGGAGGAAUGAAACGCUUCCUGCAAGAGAUCUCCAAUCCAGACACUAUCUCUAACACUCCGGGCUUUGAAGGCUACAUCGACCUUGGCCGGGAACUUUCUGUCCUACAUUGUCUCCUAUGGGAAGUGGUGUCGCAGUUAGAUAAGGGUGAAAAUUCCUUCCUACAGGCCACCGUGGAAAAACUGGGACCAUUGCCGCGCAUCCUUGCUGACAUCACCAAAUCUCUGACCAAUCCCACUCCCAUCCAGCAGCAGUUACGACGGUUCAGCGAGCAUAGCUCCAGUCCAAAUGUAAGUGGAAGCCUCUCUUCUGGACUUCAGAAGAUUUUUGAGGAUCCUGCUGACAAUGACCUUCUUAAACUGAAGUCUCCAAUCAUCGAACCCCAAGACUACUUCAGGGGGAAGACGCUACUGCUUGUCCAGCAGGCCUCUACCCAAAGCAUGUCUUACUCGGAUAAAGAUGAAAGAGAAAAUGUGCUUCCUAAUGGACGUAGUGUGUCCUUAAUGGACCUGCAGGAGUCUACUGUGAGUCACAAUGAGCGUUCCGCUGUUGUUCAGGAGCCGCCUUUGCGUUUAACUGGCAGCCAGUUGUCUAUUGCACAUGUUGCCACCAUAAAACAACUGCGAGACAACCAGAGCACACCACAGAGUGCUCCUCAGGUCAGGAGACCCUUACACCCAGCUUUGAGUCAACAGAACAGCUUGCAGCCACUGUCUUUCCAAAACCCUGUUUACCAUCUUAAUAACCCUCCACCCACCAUGCCCAAGGCUUCAGUGGACUCAAGCCUUGAAAACCUAAGCACUGCCAGCUCACGGAGCCAGAGCAACAGCGAGGAGUUUAUUCUUAGUGGACCCAGCAAUAGCAGCAUGGAAGACUUCACUAAAAGGAGUACGCAUAGUGAGGACUUCAGCAGGCGGCACACCAUGCCUGAAAGGCCCAUUCCUAUAGCACUACCACGUCAGAACAGCACGGGGCAAGCCCAGAUCCGUAAGACUGACCAAGCAGCUCUGGGUGCUCGAGCCAAGGCCCCCCAGUCUUUGCCACACAGUGCCUCUAUACGUAGCACGGGAAGCAUGUCUGGAAUUUCUGCCACACUGCUAGCGGAGCCUGUUCAAAAUGGGAACCGGUCCAGACAACAAUCAACCUCUUCCCGCGAGAGUCCUGUACCAAAGCUACGAGCCGUUCAUCGCCAGCAAACACAGCAGGUACAGUCUCCGGUGGACUCAGCCACAAUGUCCCCGGUGGAAAGGACAGCAGCAUGGGUGCUUAAUAAUGGUCAGUAUGAAGAUGAAGAGGAGGAAAACGCAGACCAAAACAAAGAUGAAGUCAAACCUGCUGAGAAGUAUGAGCAAGAGAUUGCCAAGCUUAAAGAACGACUGAAGGUUUCCAGCCGUCGCCUGGAGGAAUAUGAAAGGCGCCUCCUGGUACAGGAACAGCAGAUGCAGAAACUGUUAAUGGAGUACAAAUCUCGGCUGGAGGACAGUGAGGACCGGCUGCGUCGGCAGCAGGAGGAGAAGGACAGCCAAAUGAAAAGUGUCAUCAGCAGGCUAAUAGCAGUAGAGGAGGAACUGAAGAAGGAUCAUGCAGAGAUGCAGGCUGUCAUUGAUGCAAAGCAAAAAAUCAUUGAUGCACAAGAGAAGAGGAUCAUGUCACUGGACGCAGCCAACACGCGACUGAUGAGCGCACUGACGCAAGUAAAGGAGCGCUAUAGCUCACAAGUGCGAAAUGGCAUUUCUCCGACCAAUCCUACCAAGUUAUCCAUUACAGAGAAUGGGGAGUUCAAAAACAGCAGUUGUUAAUGUCCAUUGCGGAACUCUGUGCCAUCUAGGAAAAUGCUGCUAUACCAAAUGACUAGCACCAAUAUGUGGAUGAGCGAUACCGAACUGCGCCUUUGCGACUAUGGGUGGAGUCCAGCCAUACCGCACUGUACAUAUACAGUAUAUAUAGAGUGAAUGCCGUUGUGCUCUGUACAGAAAUUUACAUGUAACAUAUCAAAUGGAAGUUAAUAAUAUGUAGAAGAUCUUUUUAUAUGUAUAAAAAAAGGAAACAUACCUAUUUUUUAUUUGUGUUCUCUUUCCAUGGACAAGAAUGGUAAAUUUAGGAGAAAAUAUUCUAGUUGAAGGAGCUGUACAUAUCAUGCCAAUACACACACAUACACAGAAUUUACUGAGCAAACUAAAAAAGGAAUGGCGUCAUUGAAGAGGAUUUUCGCUUGAGUUCAUUUCUCAUCCUGGAAGCCUUUGUUUGCUAGGCCAGCCCUCUCCAGCAUGGUCAUAUUGCAGUCCUGUUCAGCUGGAGUCCCUGAACACUAAUGACUGCAAAACUAAGGUCAAACCCGUGUGGUCGGGUCAUUUCACUUACCCCUGGCACCAUAUCCAGUCAAAGUAAACCGUUUUAGAAAGUUGUUUUUAAGUUUUUUAAAACUGAUGUUUUUUCGAGUUUACAGAUCUGUAAAUAUGUAUAUUUUGGUUGUAAAGUAAGAUUCUACCGUUCACAUAUGUGAUGAUGUUAUCACCGUGCACCACGGAGGAAGGGCAGAAUACAGGCUCGUUUUUCGGCGUGGGCGCGGUUUUAGAACUCGUGCGCCACGUGAUCAUCUAUAUUUUUAUCCCAAAGGAUUUAAAUUCAUAUUGUAACAUUUAGAUGCAGGACAAAAGUGACACUGCUACUGACGUAUGUACUUUAGAGAAUAAGCACUGAAAAUCUCUAUCUUGCGUGUAAGAUAGAGGAACACCUUGUAACAAUAGUCGUUUCUUUUUUUCUGUUUUUAACUCCGGUUGUCAUGCUUAAACUCUUUACUGCCAGGGACGUCCAUUUUUCUCAUUUCCUCCAUCUUCAUAGAGAACUGGCAGUUUAAGUAUUAAGCUAUGCAAUGCUUCUCACAGGCUGGAAAUUGAAAGUUAAAGUUUCUGACAAUAAAGCAUUUUGUGAAAAUGGAAUGCGUUGGGUGCCCUGGUUGUUGCAGAAUGUUUAAUGUUUUGCACCCGUCAUUUGGAAAGGCGAGGCGUCUAUUAAUAAGGUGGAUCUACAUUGGUGAAUGAACCUUGUAUGUUACAACUUCAUUGAAUGUGAAGGAAAUACUGGGCCUGCUGUAGAGUGUAAGAACUGCUGAACUGUUUUUGUAAUAAAACAAAUUGCAAUAAUUUUAUUAGAGUGCACCUGUUUCCUAUGCCCAGUGAAGGAACCAUUGUGUAUGCUGAGCCUAUUGUGGAGCUUUUUGAUGUAAUACAAUUUAGUGAUCUAAUAGAUGUGUCAGAAAGUAAACACAUAAGCUGGAAUUAAAUCUGUGGCUCCAACUCCCAAACACCUUCAUUGUGUAGAUUUGUUGAAGCGCGGCUAACUCAAAAAACAAAAAUUUAAUUAAUUCAGCCACCACAUCUAAGGCGUGGUAAGCUGCAAUGUUUUUUCAAGCUAAUAACAUUUUCAGCAAGUACAGAAUAUACCCAAAUAUCUGCAGUGUUCUUGUCACCUCCUGUAAAGCUGAACUUGAAGCAGACACAAUCCUUCUAUCUUGUAAAUGACUAGUCUUAUCGGCUCAAGAACUGACUUGAAGUCUAGCCUGGGGGACAACCAUAGCUCCCUCCAUAUUUAUAGUGGAGGAGUAAAUAUAGUCACCUAAUGACAGGAAGUGAGUUAUUGGCAGGAUAAGCAGGUAGAACAUAAAAGGAAAAAAAAACAAGUGUAGCCUCUUUAUCGAAGGAUUGGUCAACUGUGAUAUAUUACAUGUUUGGGAUUGGAUACACUUUAAGAAAACCUGAAGGCUGCCAUUGCUGAUCACCGUUUGAAAAUGCUAAUUGCCUGGCAGUAAUGUUGACUGUGGCUUAAAUACAGUGAGUUAUUUAUUCAUAAAAAACUGAAGCCAUUUGAUCAGAUGGAUAACCAGGCAAUCAGCAAUUCCAGAAAGAGAAGUCUGCAGUGGCAUCCUUAUGUCUCACAGCACAGGUUCACUUUAAAGCCACGCACACGUGCGCACACACGCACGCCUUACCCCAAAUUGCAUUCACAUUCAGUGUAAUUAGGGCUCCAGAGGACUGUAUAUUGCGUGCAGCUUCAUAUACAUAUGGAAACAUAAAGUAUGAGCACGAGAAAGAAAUAGAACACUGAUACCGGGAAGUCUACUGAUCUUUUAUAAGCUUUUUUGCAACCGUAGUCACAUUCAGUGCAGAGUUCAGGGAAGUCCUUUUCCUUCAUUCUGCCUUUUCCUUAAAGCACAUCUGUGCAGGGCAAGGCAACAGCUUCGCUUUAAAGCCCUGUUCCCUAGCAGCACAUGCUCACCUUUACUUUUGCUCCAAAGCCAAUAGGAAUGUCUAUUCCCUUUGGUAUUUAGGACCAUGUGACUCAGCCCAAGUGACAGUGCUGUGAUUGGUCCAUCGCUGUUAAGUGGGAUCUGGAGACAGUCUUCCCUCUGUAUGCUCUGACACAAGCUUACACUGGCUAUUUUCCCAUCCUGCCCAGUGAAAUGCAGCGAAAAGAAGGCAAGUAUAUGUUGGCUGGGGUGUGGAUCAAGCUAACCUGUUAUGCCCUGUGUGGGCAAAACACUGGUUCACUUAAUUCAAAAAAGUAAUGGCAGGAUAUGUAAAGCAUAGGCACGAGAAAGGAACUUUAAAAGGGUUUUUCACCAAAAAGUGGAACUUCACCCAAAACCUUUUAUUUAUUUAUGAAUGGAACAGUGAAGGGUCACCGCCUGUGUCAGUUUUUCUGUUGCUGUCUUUGUCGCUUUUGGCAAAACAUCCCAAUGGGGACACCUACAGCAAUAAAAACUUGAAGGCUUAACCCUUUCUUAUGCGAGCCAAAACUGAAACCAGAAAGGUUUAGCCUGGAGUGUACCUUUUUAAAAAUGGUUCAAAAAGCAAAAUAUUUUUCUUUUUUUUUUUUUACAGCAAUGCAUUCUCUGCUUUUAAGGUAAAAAAUGUCCCAGUAGUUGUAUAAUCCCCUCAACCCACUGUAUACCUACUUGAGUUCUAUCUCAGUCCAACGCCGUGCCUGUAUGUAGCUGCUCUCUCUUCUCUUCCUGCUCACAGAGGCAAUCCAAUCCUGUGAGCAGAGAACGGGAGGGGGGGUUGAGCCAGUAGACACACACCGCCUGGCUCGGGAUCAAUCCCACAGGUGCACUCCAUAGGAAGCGACUUCCUAUGGGAGCACAUCAAAAAAUGAAGGAGCCUGAAGCGUCGGCGGACCCUAGAAGAGGAGACUUGGAGCCGCUCUGUGCAAUACCAUUGUGCAGAGCGGCAAAGUAUAACAUGUUUGUUAUUUUUCAAAAACAAUAUAGCUUUAAGCACAAAAACCUUGGGGUCUGACCCCCAAUGGUGACAGUUAGAACAUAUCUGGUCCUGAAAACCUAUUCAUUUUAGUAGGAUAAAAAAGCUGUUGAGUGAAAAACCCCUUUCAUGAAUUACAAUAUUGAGUUACUCUUGGCCACAUUUUUAUUGGUAAUCAUGACUUUUUCAUAACCUCCUGAAAAACCUUUGGGGGGGGGUCAAAAUCCUUCAACAAUUUUAAGCCACUUAACAUUUACAAUUUUCUUUCAUCUCCAAAAACCUAAAUAAAGGUUGGGAUUGGGACAUUGGUGAAAAAGCUGAGUGACACUGCUGCUGACCAGGGGGGAAAUAAAGGUCCAAACUGGAUACCAAAAUUUGCCAAGGGCUAAUCACAUGGUGUGGGAGACUAGUCGCUGCUGUCUGACGUGAGAGCGAAAAUGUACACAAUUGAUUUUUGUUUUGUAUUUAUUUAUUUGUUUACUACAAUCCCCUCCCUUUGUUUCUCUCACUUUAUUUGAGUGCUUCACCUCUGUAACAUCCAGGGAUUUUGUGGAUAACUAAAUGGUUUUUGAAACCAUCAAGGAAAUUAGCUAUUUUAAUAUUGUUAAUAUCUACAAUAAAAUGGAACUUCUGUACUUAA